AUGUCGUUGAAGAACAAUACCAAGAAAGGCGUAGACACGAUGAAUAUAGCUUUGAAGAAAAAAGAACUGAUUACUCCUUCCGCGUCUCUUGGAUAUCAUGACUUGCCUGAAGAAUUCAAAAGAGAAAUUGAGAGGCUGAACGGGACCAAAGUGGAGUUGGUGAUAGAGAAACAAUUGACCAAGACUGAUAUAAGUUCGAGUACAAAUAGGAUGUCAAUGCCUCUAAACCAACUUAUUUCGAUUAGUUUCUUGGAAGAUGAAGACAAGGAGAUGCUUGAGAACUGUAAGACAAUGACGGUUCAGUUGAUAGACCCUGGUCUUGUACAAGGAGAUAUAAACCUGAGGCGGUUGGUAAUGGGAAAGGAAAAAAAACCGGGAAGUGCAAUUUUUGUAUUGAGGACUCAAUGGGGGGAUGUUGCUCGGAAAAACAAGCUCAAAGCAGGCGACGUCGUUCAAGUUGGUCGUUUCAGGUUAAUAGAGCGCUUUACUUAG
Messenger RNA from Malus domestica (apple), 492 nucleotides. Its product is annotated as putative B3 domain-containing protein At3g24850. NCBI's taxonomy places the organism in Eukaryota, Viridiplantae, Streptophyta, Magnoliopsida, Rosales, Rosaceae. The record is from RefSeq and is a predicted model, not a curated record. Gene Ontology annotation, molecular function: DNA binding.